This is a messenger RNA of Andrographis paniculata, 1804 nucleotides long. RefSeq names its product UDP-glycosyltransferase 1-like. Bases 84 to 1649 code for a protein of 521 amino acids. Gene Ontology annotation, molecular function: UDP-glycosyltransferase activity. The record is from RefSeq and is a predicted model, not a curated record. Lineage: Eukaryota; Viridiplantae; Streptophyta; Magnoliopsida; Lamiales; Acanthaceae. The transcript has 3 exons.
AUAUAUAUAUGUAUGUAUGUAUGUUCGACACAUAAUUAAUUAAGGCUAAGUCUAAGUCAGUCUCCCUCGCUCCUCCUGCUCCCAUGGCAAAUCACAACUCUGAAUUAUCCGACCAAGUCCCGGACCUGGACCAGGACCAGGACCAGCAGCAGCUCCACAUAGUGAUGAUCCCAUUAAUGGCGCCCGGCCACAUCAUCCCCAUCGUCCACAUGGCCAAGGUCCUGGCCCGCCGCGGCCUCUCCAUCACCCUCGUGCUCCCGCCCCUCACCGCCGCCCGCUUCCGCCCGGCCCUCGAAACCUCCAACAAUGACAAGAAAAUGAUCCGGGUCCUCCCGGUCCCGUUCCCCGCCGAGGCCGCGGGGCUCCCGCCGGACUGCGAAACCGUGGACCGGCUGCCGUCGAACUCGCUGGUCCGCACUUUCUACAUCGCGAUCCGGCGGUUCCAGCAGCCGGUCGAAGCCGCCCUCCGGUCCCUCCCGGCCGCCGCCGCCCCCGCCGCCGUGAUCUGCGACAAGCACCUCCCCUGGACCGCCGCCACCUGCGCCGAAUUCCAAAUUCCGAGGAUAAUCUUCGACGGCAUGGGCUGCUUCGCUCAGCUUGUAAUAAAUUUACUCUACGAGUCCAGGGCGUAUGAGAAUCGUCCGCUGAUGGAGCCCUUCCCCGUGCCGGGAUUACCCGACCCCGUCAAGUUCUGCCGCGCACAGCUCCCGGGGAUGUUCAAUCCCGGCUCCUUUGAGGCCUACGAUUUCCGGGCCGAGGUGCGCGCGGCAGAGCUACAAGCUUACGGUGUCGUCAUCAAUACAUUCGAGGAGCUCGAGACGAGCCACGUCGCCGAGUACCGUCGCCUCAGGGCCGGGAAGGUCUGGUGCGUCGGCCCACUAUCCCUCGCGGUCUCCGACGACGCAGAGAGAGGAGAAAACCCGGACGCCGAGAAAUGCCUAAAAUGGCUCGACGGGAAGAAUCCGGGAUCGGUCGUAUACGCCUGUCUCGGCAGCCUGAGCCGCCUCCCGCUCGAAAAAUUCGUCGAGCUCGCCCUUGGCCUGGAAACGUCGAACCGGCCGUUUAUCCUGGCGGUGAGGGGCGUCGAUACCUCGAUCGACGAUUGGAUCCGUGACGACGGGUUCGAGGACAGAGUGUGCGGAACCGGGCUAUUGGUCCGUGGAUGGGCCCCACAGGUUGCGAUACUUUCGCACGGCGCCGUCGGAGGAUUUCUGACGCACUGUGGAUGGAAUUCGACACUCGAGGGGAUUAGCGCCGGCGUGCCGAUGAUGACGUGGCCAAUGUUUGCGGACCAGUUUUUGAACGAGAAGCUGGCGGUGGAGAUUUUGGGGGUGGGGGUGGGGGUGGGGGCUAGGGGGGUGGUGCAUUUGGGGGAGGAGGAUAAGGUUGUCGAGGAGUACGAGGAAUGUUAUAAAGUGACAAGAGAUGGGAUAAGGGAAGCCAUUGAAAGGGUUAUGAAGGAAGAUGAAGAAGAAGGAAUGGAGAUGAGGAAAAGGGUACGGAGACUUGCUGAGCUGGCGAAGAAAUCCGUUGACAGAGGAGGGUCGUCUUGUCGGAAUCUUACAUUGCUCAUUCGAGAAAUUGGUCGGAUGAACAAGAACAAGGAGAAGGGCAAUAAUAAUAAUAAUAAUAAUAAUAAUAAUAAUUGAAUAGAUGUUUGGAGUUUGAUAAGAUGAUAAAUUUUAUAUAAUUAUUAUGCUUUUAUUAGAUAAUAAAUUUAGUGUGUUGUUUUGAUGUAUGGUUUCGAAUAUUUUAGUAUAUAAAUAAUACUUGUAUGUGUGUUGGUUUGUUUUUUAUUUGUUUA